GCGAGUGAGCUUGUCAGUGUUCGCAUCGUAGGCUGGCAGGCAGAAGCCAAAAGAAGACAAGCAGCAGAAGCUCGCCCGGACUUGUUGGAUGUUUUCAUACAAUCGCACGGCAUCGGAUUCUGACGCAUCUUUGACCACAAAUCCCCGCUCGGAAUGGAAACCCGGAACGGAGCGAGAAGUUGCUCGACCCCGGCGGCCGCGUGAGGGGCCGCCGGCAACACAUGGGAGGCGUCGUCGGAAGAGGUGGCCUCUUGUCGCCGCCUCCUCAUGGACAGUAGCCUCGCCUCCUCCAAGUCGUGGCCUCCCGCUGCGAGACGGCAGUCGCGCACCGUGAGCCGCAUGGACUACAAGUACACCCUGCUGGGCGCACAGGGGGACGACUAUCGCGAGAGGCCGCUGCUGCUGCAAGUGGACACGGCGCCCGCGAACCUGUUCGCCGUCCUGGAGGUGAAGGCCGAGCUCCCGAGGAGGCGGAGCGCGCCGGCCUCCUUCCGCCGGGUGCGCCCGUGCGCCGUCUUGCUCGGCGCGGCCGUCACGUUCGUCAUCAUGGCCUCGUACGUCCUGACGGGUGGCGGGAAGGACCCCCUGCUCGCGCCGUCGUCUUAUCGCCGCUUGCUCGGCCCCCCGGGACCCUUCGCCUUCGACUUGCCGUCGGCCAAGGACUACGCGCAACUGCGGCCGGUGCUCAGGUCCAUCGCGUCCAAGGCGGAGUUCCGCGCUGGACGACAGUUGCCGGAGCUCGAGGCCCUGAUUCGCAGCGAGCGACAUAUGUUUUCAGUCACCCCCCGCCAAUUCCUCCCGGGUUUCCGCAACCCCUGCUGGUACGAGGAGUACGCCGGCGACGUCACCUCGGACCCGUACCGCACCAACUUGUACGCGCGCUACGCCCGCAGCUUCCGCACCGUCUUCCGGCACUUGAGGAGCACGUUCCGAAAGCACUUGUUGAGCCGCGACGGUAAACUCUUGCGCAUCCGCUGCCUGCCGUAUUUCUACAUCAUCGGGCAGCCGAAGUGCGGCACCACCGAUCUCUACGACCGCUUGCGGCUGCACCCCGACGUCAAGUUCUCCACCUUCAAAGAGCCGCACUGGUGGACUCGCAAGAGGUUCGGGAUCGUGCGUCUGAGCGAGGGCUUCCACGACCGCUACCCGGUGGAGGACUACCUGGACUUGUUCGACCAGGCCGCUCACCUCAUCCAAGGCAGCCCGGCGGCCAACGGCAGCGGGACGCCCGGUCGGCCCGACGUCAUCAUCGGUGAAGCCAGCGCCUCCACCAUGUGGGACAACAACGCCUGGGUGUACUUCUACGACAACGCCACCACCGGCGGGGAGCCGCCCUUCCUCAUCCAGGACUUCGUGCACGCCCUGCAGCCCGACGCCCGCUUCGUCGUCAUGCUCAGGGACCCGGUGGAAAGGCUCUACUCGGACUACUUGUACUUCGGCAUCGCCAACAAGUCGGCGGAGGAUUUCCACGAGAAGGUGUCCGAGUCCCUGCAGCUGUUGGACGGCUGCCUCGCCGACUACACGCUCCGCUCCUGCGCCUACAACACCACCGUCAACAACGCCAUGCCCGUGCGACUCCAGGUGGGCCUCUACGCGGUCUACUUGCUGGACUGGCUGAGCGUCUUCGGCCGGGAUCAGAUCCUGGUGCUCAGGCUGGAGGACCACGCCUCCAACAGGAAGCACACCAUGCACACCGUCUUCCGCUUCCUCGGCCUCGGUCCGCUGAGUCAGCAAACGGAGUCGGAGCUGAACGGGAGCCCGGCCUCCAACAGCAGGAGGCCGGCCGACAAGAACCUGGGCCCCAUGCUGCCCGCCACUCAACUGGUCCUACGCCACUUCUACGCGCCCUUCAACCGCAAGCUGGCACAAGUCUUGCGCAACGACUCCUUCCUCUGGGACGCCCGACCCUGACCUCUGAUCUCUGACCUACGCAGUGAACCCCACGUCAUUGACACCUGGUCAAAAAGGUUUGUAAUGACCUAUAAACCCCGCAAGGUGGCAGCAAAGCAUUUUUUUCGAUUGGACAAGGCUACGGCCUGACUAAAUGAAGCUCCUCGCCGCACGUCAACACAGUUCCUUGGCACCAAGACGCCACUAAAGAACUAUUUUUCACAUUCCAGCUCAGUUUCCGCUGACCUCAUCAUCAUCAUCUUUCUCAAGUGCCCAUUUUCUAUUUUGAUUUAAAUUAUUUUUUUAAGUUAUAAAAGCAGCAGAAAUUAAUCAAAGAUGGCGAAUAGCACAAGCGUGAAUGUGUAUGUGUGUAAGACAUGAUU
Molecule: messenger RNA, 2273 nt
Organism: Phycodurus eques (leafy seadragon)
Lineage: Eukaryota; Metazoa; Chordata; Actinopteri; Syngnathiformes; Syngnathidae
Product: carbohydrate sulfotransferase 15-like
Exons: 8
Coding region: 268-1911 (547 amino acids)
Biological process (GO): hexose biosynthetic process
Molecular function (GO): N-acetylgalactosamine 4-sulfate 6-O-sulfotransferase activity
Source: RefSeq, a predicted model, not a curated record